UGAAGGGACCUUAGAGCUGGUGAAGCCAGCCACCUCAGUGGACGGCUGUGGAACUAGGGGUCAGGGAAGGGGACAGAUCUGUUCAAGUUCCCAUAGUAAAUUAGUAACAGUGUUACAACUAGAACUCAGACUCAGGAAACACUCAUCAACAUCAUUAUUCUCUCUGUUUAUGAUAACUUAUUAUAAAAAUUUUAAUUCAUAAGAUGGACCUCUACUCAACAUUUAUUAUAUAUAAGGCAUGAUGCUAGGCACUGUGGAGGAAUCAGAUGGUCACAGAACUUACUCAACAAACUUACAACCUAGCAGGGAAGAUAACGCAUGUACACACACAUAGAUGAAAUGCAAAGUAGAUAAGACAGGUCCAGCCUACUUUGAAGCAUGAGUUCCUACCAGCAGAAGCAGCCCUGCAUCCCACCCACUGAGCCUCAGCAGCAGCAGGUGAAACAGCCCUGCCAGCCUCCACCCCAGGAACCAUGUGUCCCUGAAACCAAGGAGCCAUGGCACACCAAAAUGUCAGAACCCUGUCACCCCAAGGUUCCUGAGCCAUGCCAACCCAAGUCUCCAGAGCCCUGCCACCCCAAAGUUCCAGAGCCCGGCCACCCCAAAGUUCCAGAGCCAUGUCCUUCACCAGUUAUCCCAGGGCCAGCUCAGCAGAAGACCAAGCAGAAGUAAUUUGGUCCACAGCCAAGCCCUUGAGGAGCCAACCACCGGAUGCUGAAUCUCCUCUCCCAUUCUACUUCUGCAUCCCAUUUACAAUUAAUGUGCUGUCACCCUGAGUCAUAACCCCUCCCUCUUUGCACUCUCUAAAAAAGUUUUCCUCACACUCAGUCUGGAGGGCUCCUGAGCCUUUGAAUAAGGCUGAAAGGCUCAUUGGCUGAGCUAGUCUUCUGGCUGCUCAGGGCUCAUCUGAAGAGGGAUAUUGGGAUCAGGGGAAUCAAGUGAAUUUUCCUGCUCUGCCCCCAUUAAAUCACUUUUAACUCCAUAA
Molecule: messenger RNA, 985 nt
Organism: Physeter macrocephalus (sperm whale)
Lineage: Eukaryota; Metazoa; Chordata; Mammalia; Artiodactyla; Physeteridae
Product: cornifin-like
Exons: 2
Coding region: 379-672 (97 amino acids)
Source: RefSeq, a predicted model, not a curated record